Messenger RNA from Caretta caretta (loggerhead turtle), 8069 nucleotides. It is a transcript of the gene CDON, whose product is annotated as cell adhesion associated, oncogene regulated. The record is from RefSeq and is a predicted model, not a curated record. Lineage: Eukaryota; Metazoa; Chordata; Testudines; Cheloniidae. Gene Ontology annotation, molecular function: protein binding. Gene Ontology annotation, biological process: nervous system development; cell-cell adhesion.
UAAGAGAAAAGCCCAACCCAAAGGCAUACUAUUAGCCAAGACUUCUUAUAUUUAAAGUGGAACUGUGGUGUGUAUUGGGCACUGAGAUGAACUCGUCCACACAAUUUAUUGAACCCGUCUGACUCUUUAGUUCUCAAACUGUAGACACAAAUUGGAGGAAAACAAAUAUAAAAACACACUUGCAAGCCUGUUUUUUCAGUACCUUGUCUUAGUCUGGAACUCUUUCAAUUUCUGUAAUCUGGCGCUAUGCAUCCGGAUCCCAGACCCUUACAGGCACUGCUUUUCAUCACUGCUACAGUUCUCUUCUCCGCUGCAAGUUCAGAUUUGAUUCCUCAUUUUAUUUCUGAACCCGUAUCUACUAUCCAGAAGCCUGGUGGGCCUGUAAACCUUCAUUGCUCUGCUGAUCCCUCCACAGCUCGCAUUUCUUGGUUGUUUAACGGACAGAGGUUGGACAGCAGGGUGGACCAAGUGGAGGUGCAGCCAGGAUCUUUGACAAUCUUCUCUCUCAGCCCCUCAAAUUCGGGUCACUAUCAGUGCAUUGCCAAUUACAGUGCUGGUGCAAUUGUGAGCAGGCCUGCUAUAGUAUCCGUAGGCCAUCUUGAUGAUUUUGAUACUUCGGUGAAACACAUAGUUACAGCAGAAGAAGGAAGUGCGGCUUUCAUUGGCUGUAAGGUACCAGAAAGUAACCCUAAAGCACAAGUUCGCUUUAGAGUACGGGGAAAAUGGUUGGAACAAUCAACAGAUAACUACCUAAUUCUUCCAUCUGGAAAUCUGCAGAUUUUGAAUGUCUCUUUAGAGGAUAAAGGCUCCUAUAAAUGUGCAGCAUACAACCCAGUCACUCAUGAUCUCAAAUUAGAACCCACUGGACAUAAGCUCGUAGUCAGCCGCACUUCUGCAGAAGGUUUUCGCAUUCUUCACCCCACCGUUUCUCAGGCUUUGGCGGUACCUCAGCACAGUCCCCUAACUCUAGAGUGUGUUGUUAGCGGGCUGCCUGCAUCUCAUGUCCACUGGUUUAAGGAUGGUCAGGAUGCACUGACUGGAAGCAGGUGGAGACUACUGCACUCCCAUCUUGUGACAGACAGACUUGAUACAUUGGAUGCUGGAAACUACUCCUGUGUGGUGGCAAAUGAGUCUGGAGUAGUGAAAUAUAUAAAUUACACAGUAACUAUACUUGAAUCUGCCUCAAUUUCUAAAGGACUGCAGGAUCAAACAGUGGCUGUGGGUGCAACUAUACAUUUCUCAUGUGACAUUCAUGGAAACCCUGCUCCUAAUCUUACCUGGUUCCAUAAUACAGCUUCCAUCCAUCUCUCUCCACGACAUCUGGUCACAGGAAACAGGUUGAGAAUCAGUGGCAUCACCAAGGAGGAUUCUGGGUUGUAUCAGUGUGUGGCAAACAAUGGGAUUGGUUUUAUGCAAUCCACUGGGAGACUUCAAGUCCAGACAGGCAAAGGUUCCAAGCCAGUUAUAGUUUCUUCACCAGCCAGUGCCAAUGUGGUAGAUGGUGGAGAUGUUACAUUGUCGUGCAAUGCCACUGGACUGCCUAUUCCUGUAAUCCGUUGGUACAGCAGCCGUGGACUUAUUACCAGCCACCCUUCUCAGGUCCUACAUUCAAAACCACGAAAAUCUCCACAAACAAGGAGAGGCAAUGCCAUUUUAGAGCCCAUCUACUUAACCAUGUCUCGAGCUGGAUCAAGCUCCCUAUACAUUCAGGCAGUUACUCCAGAGCAUGCUGGGAAAUACUCCUGCGAAGCAACAAAUGAACACGGCUCAGCACUGUCAGAAGCAUUUCUUACAGUUGUUCCUUUUGAGUCUAGUACAAAAAUUGAAGAAGUCACUCCUACAGAGGUUGCCCAAAGCGAUGAAGGAGAUGGAGAUUACGAUACAGAAGUGGGGUUCUCAAAUUUGUCUCCAACGAAGUUGCAUCUUGAUGCAGUUGCUACAGAAAAGACACUCAAUGGUGCUUUGCCGCCCGAAGCCCCAAUCAUCCUCAGCCCUCCACAGACACUCAAGCCAGAUAUGUAUAACCUAGUGUGGCGCUCUGGAAAGGAUGGCGGCUUGCCCAUCAAUGCUUACUUCGUGAAAUAUCGCAAGCUGGACGAUGGCAUCAAUGUCAUGGGAAGCUGGCAUACGGUCCGUGUUCCUGGAAGUGAAAAUGAGCUUCAUCUCACAGAACUGGAGCCCUCCAGCCUCUAUGAGGUUCUGAUGGUAGCAAGGAGUGCUGCUGGUGAAGGCCAGCCUGCCAUGCUUACGUUUCGCACCAGCAAAGAAAGAACAUCAUCCUCAAAAAAUACUCAGGCCCCAUUUCCCCCACUUGGCAUUCCUAAACAUCCUAUCAUUCAAGAAGGGACAAAUAACUUUGGGGUGAUCCUUCCAGACCUGUCUCGACACAGUGGAGUUCCAGAGGCUCCAGAUCGCCCUGCUAUCUCAACAGCUUCAGAGACCUCUGUCUAUGUCACAUGGAUCCCACGCGCAAAUGGCGGCUCCCCCAUCACUGCCUUUAAAGUAGAGUACAAGCGCAUGAGCCGAAACAGCGACUGGCUAAUUGCAGCCGAUAGCAUCUCUCCUUCUAAACUGUCAGUGGAAGUUCGCAACUUAGAGCCAGGAGCAACAUACAAAUUCCGUGUGAUUGCUGUUAACAAUUACGGGGAUAGUCCACGAAGCUCACCAUCUCGACCAUAUCAAGUUGCUGGCUUUACCAACCGUUUUUCCAACCGUCCGAUCACAGGACCUCACAUUGCCUACACUGAGGCAGUCAGCGACACUCAGAUCAUGUUAAAAUGGACUUAUAUUACUUCAAGCAACAAUAAUACCCCCAUCCAAGGAUUUUAUAUCUAUUACCGGCCAACUGACAGUGACAAUGAUAGUGAUUACAAGAGAGAGAUUGUGGAAGGUACAAAGCAGUGGCACUUGAUAAGCCACCUGCAGCCAGAAACCUCUUACGAUAUUAAAAUGCAGUGCUAUAAUGAGGGAGGUGAAAGUGAGUACAGCAACGUCAUGAUGUGCGAGACAAAAGUGAAACGCACACCUGGAGCAUCGGAAUAUCCAGUGAAGGACCUGAGUACACCACCUAAUUCUCCUGAUCGUGGGGGUGGAGGCAAUGCUGGCCCAUCAAAUGGCCCUGUUCGGAGCAGUGACAUGCUAUAUCUGAUUGUGGGCUGUGUCCUUGGAGUGAUGGUCCUUAUUCUGAUAGUUUUCAUUGCCAUGUGUCUGUGGAAGAAUCGCCAGCAAAACGCCAUGCAGAAGUAUGACCCUCCUGGUUACCUCUAUCAAGGUGCAGAUAUCAAUGGGCAAAUGGUCGAAUACGCUACUUUACCAGGCACAAGCCGCGUCAAUGGCAGCAUACAUGGAAACUUCAUCAGCAAUGGUAGUCUCAGUAAUGGCUGUCCACACCUCCAUCACAAGGUUCCCAAUGGAGUUAAUGGGAUCAUGAAUGGUGGCUUGACUGGAGGGACUGGCCUUUACCCAGGGCACACCAACUCUCUAUCCAGGACACACAUGGAUUAUGAACAUCCCCAUCAUUUAGUGAAUGGUGGUGGAAUGUACACAGCAGUGCCUCAGACCGAUCCCUCGGAGUGCAUCAAUUGCCGGAACUGUCGGAACAAUAACAGGUGUUUCACCAAAACCAACGGCACUUUUAGCAGCAGCACGCUACCUGUUGUGCCCCUAGUGGCACCUUAUCAGCAGGACAGUUUAGAGAUGAAACCGCUGAAUCAUGUGACGGUAGCCAUGUGUUUAGCCUCCACGGUCCUGGAACGCAGCAUCGAGAUGGAGGAAGACAGCAAGGAGAAAGUGGAGCAGCCGUCUACUCAGCAUUCUUGCUGUCAGGAAAAUAUGAACCAGAUUAACAUAGAUUACCCAGAAGGUGACAUCUGUGCACAUUCAGAAACAUCAGAUCAUAUUUUGAGCUGGAGUCCUCUUAUUCUGCAGCCUGUUUCAAAGGACUGUAAUGAAAAAUCAGGAUGGAAUACGCCUGGUGUCACUUUAAACAGCUCCGGGGACCUUCGGCCACUCCAGAUGCAGGAAAGCUGAAGAAGCAGCAGCCAUUUUCCCACUUAAAGCCAGUAACUGCACAGCAGAGUCACUGACAAGGACUGACAGAGGGGUGUUAAUUCUAACAGAGAGAGUCACUAUUUAUUUUUUUGUAGUAGUGUCAUGAAUGUAUCUUGUUUAAAAUGGUUGCCUUUUUAUAUUAUUUAUGCCUUGAGAAAUUCCUUUGUUUUUUCCACACCCUGUGGAAUUAGCCUGGUUAUGUAUAAAGUUUUGUAAUAAUAUAAAGAACAACGAUGGGAAAUAUAUAGUGUGUUUUCCAUGGAUAUUGCCAGCAUGAGAAGCACUUCUGCAGAGGAGCAUAAAUGUUUAGUAUGCAGACUUAUUAGAGUGGAUCCGACCCGAGUGGUUCUGAAGUUCAUAGCAGAUUAUAGCCACCCUAUAGAGCUGCCGUGUCACUGGCAUUUGUUGCAAUAUUUUUACAGCUAAUUUCUCUGACUAUGCUCAAAUGCUGCUGUUUCAGGCUCUCUUAAUGGAAAGAGAUUUGAUAAUGGACCCCAGCCAAUCUGUUUAUACGAAUGAUCCAGCUGGUCGAAUAGGUCUACAUCUGAUUUGGGAACCUGAGCCCAGCAUUCAGCUGGAUACUACUUAUCAUAUUUUGAGUUAUCUCCAAGUAUUGGAAAAUCCCUAGUGUUCAGAGAAUUUCAUAAUUCCCAAAACUGUCAUGCCUUCUAGCAGGAAUGAUUUAUCUGAACAUUCUUACUGGAAGGUCACUAUUUGUUGUUUUUAAAAGUAUUAGUCAUCUAAAUAGGGAACAGAAAGUAUUCCAUAUAACUUGUGGGAUCAGCUAUAUAAUAUACAUAAGGAAUAAUCUACAUGAAUAAUUUGUGAACAGCCUAGAGUCUGAGCAUUGUUUAUCCAAGCUCGUUAGCACAUAGUGAUUGCUCUGAACAUAUUCGUUAUUGUUAAAGGCUCUCAACCAAAAAAGGCUGCUACAUUCAGAAGAGUUAUUGGCAGUGAGUAUGUAACUGUCUCUUACUAGCUGAUUGUUUUUCAUUCUUGUGCAUGUUUUAAAUUUCGCUGCAGGUAAGUCGGGUUGAAUUUUCUCAGUUUACAUCUUAAACCUGCUCAUGCAUGCGCACCUUUCCUUCAGAGCAGGUGGGAUUGAUAUACCAAGAGUAAAUGCCGGCAGGGCAAAGUGAACUCACUCUGAAAUGUCCAACUGCUUCAGUUUCUACAGCACAUUAGUACAUACUUGCCACUAAUUCCACUAGCUUAAUUUCCAGCUUAAUUGCCUCAGAUUGGACCUGUUCAAUUUACAGCGGGACCUCCAGUGCUUGGUACUUUUCUAAUCCCCCCACAAGCUAAUAUUCAGCAGUGCCAGUAGUUGCACUUCUCUAAACGUAACCCUGGUUGGCAGAAGUCACAUUCCUAAAAUAUCAUCGUCCAAGAUGCACCGUUAUCACAAAUGAUUCAAACUAAAGUAUAACGAACGUUUUGUGAUACUUUAGCCCGGCUUGCUUGCUGCGCUUACAAAGGCAAAGUUCAGUCCUUUGCCAUGGAUCUCCCAGGGCCUGAAUGGUAUUUUAACUCCAUGGUUUGAGAAAAAGGGAAAACGUAUCAUUCGUGUAAUAAGGCUCUCUUCGCCUGUUAAAUAAGAGCACGGAGGUGUUGCUUUAGAAAAUUGAGCCUGGUGCUGUCGUAGACGGUGUCCAACAAACCACAGCUCAGACAAUGGCUGGGUACGAAGAAAUCGGCCUGUAUCUCAGACGUAGCAGCUGGAGUGUGACGUAGGUGUUGCAAUGUUAACUGCUCUUUUUUUCCAAAUUUAAUCAGAUUAAAUAAAACAAACUUUCCCUUGUAAAACACCCUAUCCAAAAAUCAGAGCCUGUAAGCCAAGGAAUGAGGCACAUAACUCGCUGUUACUGCCACCCUCAGGCAAGGUGUGUGCAGUCUCCUUUUAAUGGGAUGAAUGUUUCCCUAGCUAGAGCGAGAAACACCCCGAGGGGCGGGAGAGAGGCAAAGCUGCCCUAUUUGAAUCACAAACCCCUUGCAGGAGAAACCAGGAGGUGGCUACAGGUGCACUGUACAGUAGCAUCUCAGAGUUACAAACACCCGAGUUACGAACUGACCGGUCAACCACACCCCUCAUUUGGAACCGGAAGUACGUAAUCAAGCAGCAGCAGGGACCCCAAAAAGCGAAUACCGCACCGUACUGCAUUAAACAUACUCUCCUGAAAGACAGUAAGGGGAAAGCAGCAUUUUUCUUCCGCCUACUAAAGCUUCAAAGCUGCAUUAAGUCAAUGUUCAGCUGUAAACUUUUGAAAACAACCAGAACGUUUUGUUCAGAGUUACGAACAACCUCCCUUCCUGAGGUGUUUGUAACUCGGAGGUCCUGUGGUACCACACUGAGUAAGAUGUGUGUAUCAUAAAGACUGACUCUGUACUUUUCUAACUAUUGCAACAAAUGUCAAAUGCGGCCUGCGUGUAUACAGUGUGUGAAAAUGUUAUAUAUAAUAUAGGAUGUAUAUUAUAUAUUUUGUAAAUUUAGCCCUUAAAUGAGAACUUCCUGGGAUUGAUCUAGGUCACUAUGCAAGAGUUUAUUGCAGUGGGAAACUAGUUGAUGCUGCUUUUGCUCGGUGGAUGGGAGAGGGGGCUGCACCAGAUGUGGACACGAGUUCUCUAUUCCUGAUGUCCAGGUGUACAGCGUGUGCUAAUGGAUUAGUCUGCAUGUUUGUGAGACCUAAUUAGCGUCCGAGGAAGGCAGACUCCUGUCGUAGUGUGAUCUAUUGAGUGCAAUGGCCGAUCUCGUGAGGUUACGAAAGUUGCCUGUUAGGAGAACUAGCAUAUUAAAUGCUUUGACAGAGAGAUCCAGGAAACUCUGCUGUAAGAGUUUGGUAGUUUGGAGCAGGAAACCAAGGCAGGUUCGUAUGAGUCCUUGGGACAUAAACUGCUUUGAAAGAGUCAGAUUUUGCAGGUGGGGUUUCUACUCAAGGAAGAGUUUGUUGUAAUCUGCCAUGUUAGCAGAGUCUCAUCAUGGACUGCUUUAUUUAUAAUGAUUAACACUGUUUUAAGUGUUUUUCUUUUAUUGUAUUUUAUUUAUAAAAAUAUAUAUAUGUUUGCCUUUCUUUUUAGGGGUCAUGUGUUCUCCCAACUAUAGGUGCAUAAUUAUAAAACUCUACACAAAUCCUGCAUAGAUGCUGUGAUUCCCAGCUCAUGCACAUCAGUCCAGUCUCAUCCUUAGACUUCAGCUAGUAUCAGCUCCCCAGGAAAUGCUGGAAGGCCUUUCCCCUCUGAAAACCUGCCUUGUUCUUUAAAGCUGGCUUGGUUUUGUGCUUUUAAUGUUGUUUUCCUUUGAAAUCUAGAGGGCACAGGGGCUUAGGGGGAUGUGGGAAGUAGACAAACUCUAGAAUCCUGGGUUCAUUGGCAAGGGUUUUGGCACCAGGGGGAUGAGAUGCAUUGGCAGAGCUGUGAUGAGGAAACUUUUAUAUUAACUGCCUAUGUUAUGCUUGACUCUAGCCAGUGUUAAGUUCUUUGCUUCUGUGGGCACUACAUAACCUAGGGGUGGGUUUGUUUGUUUUUAAGAAGGUUCACUGACAUCAGACCUAUGUGCAUUUCCCUUUUUUACCCUGUUUUUUAAACACUGAGGCCCUCUGAAGCUUCCUGGUUUUACUAGCCAAAUCUUGAUCUCUCAGAAACAAUCCAUUUAAAAAUCGUGUUUCAAACCUUUCCUCUUGGUACGUGCUCUAGUUACGUAAUGGUGUGUCUCAAUAUGGGUCUAUGAUAUAAAACAAACAAACCAACCCUCCCUGAUCCUCCCGGUAUCUGAGAGUGUCAUUCCGCUGUCGUACUGCCCAAGGGAAAUGUUUUUCUGUAUUUCACCUGUGUGGUCUUUGAAAGCAAUGACUUAAAGAUGCAUGGUUUUUGUAUCAUAUAGAAAAAUAUACUAUAUUUUCCUAAAAAAAAAAAAAAAAAAGAGUUGUAAUAUUCUUUUGAAAUUGUACAUAUUUUUAAAUGAUGUAGUUUUUGGCAGAAUUUUUUUGGUGGUUUGAUUAAUAUUAAAGAGAAUGCUGCUGCUUUGA